AUGUGCGGUGCAGUAGCAUCCACGCUGAUUUUAAUGCUCUUGGAGCGGGCCAUGGCGAGGCGCAGUUCACUCGACGCGGCUUGUCCCACGGAGGCAGCAAGCGACUUCGUUCUGUCAACAAUAGCGGCGAGGUCGAUGCCUUUCGGGAACUCAAAGAAUCGGGCGAGGCUGUUGACUGUUGGUGGGUCUGCCACGACGCGGAGGGGCAGCAGACGGAGGUCCAUCACGAAGUUGAGAUGCGUGUCCUCCAGCAAUUGCUCCACUGGGUUGAAUGCGGCGCUGCACUCCAGCAGCGGGGCGCCACAUGAUGACAAGCGCCGUUGUACGGUGGUCGAACCACUUCCACCGAUGCUGUCAUCCGUUGACUGUGCAACUGCGAGGCCUUCGACGAGUGUCGGCAGCCUCGCAAGCAUCACGUCGUCCUGCACCGGGUUCGACAGCGUCAGGUUGUCUGUGACGAAGUGUAGCUGCACGGAUGUUGGUGCAUUGAACUUCUUGAGUCGUGCCCCAACAUUAUGUAACAUGAGUACGACGUUCUCUUCCUUUGACAGGUUGACACGCAUGCUCAGCAUCGGGAGGUCGAACUGCGCGUCAAACCAACAGUACGAGUUGGGCAGCUUUGACACCUCCAUGAUGGUCGUGCUUGUCUCGUCGGGGUUGUUCGGGUCGAUGCCGUAUGACCGUUCGAGCUCUUCAAAGGCGAGUUCCUCCUCUUCUGUUUCCUGCGGGGUCCGCUGGCCGCGACGAAACCAUGAGAACCAGCCGGUGUUCUUCGUGUCGGCAUUCGCCUGCGCCUCCGCUUUCUUGGCCUCGUUGUCCUUGCGCUUCAGUUGA
This is a messenger RNA of Trypanosoma grayi, 834 nucleotides long. RefSeq lists its product as hypothetical. The coding region runs from base 1 to 834 and encodes 277 amino acids. The transcript has a single exon. The record is from RefSeq and is a predicted model, not a curated record. Lineage: Eukaryota; Euglenozoa; Kinetoplastea; Trypanosomatida; Trypanosomatidae.